Messenger RNA from Tupaia belangeri chinensis (Chinese tree shrew), 1451 nucleotides. RefSeq names its product prolactin releasing hormone receptor (gene PRLHR). NCBI's taxonomy places the organism in Eukaryota, Metazoa, Chordata, Mammalia, Scandentia, Tupaiidae. The transcript has a single exon. The record is from RefSeq and is a predicted model, not a curated record. Gene Ontology annotation, biological process: G protein-coupled receptor signaling pathway. Gene Ontology annotation, molecular function: neuropeptide Y receptor activity; neuropeptide binding. The coding region runs from base 171 to 1283 and encodes 370 amino acids. Gene Ontology annotation, cellular component: plasma membrane; neuron projection.
UGUUUUAAAGCAGUAGGGGGACAGCACUUUUAAUGCAUUUACUUUUGCGCUGUGGCCAGCUAUUCCAAAGGGAGGACUUCAGUGCUUGGGGGUAGGGGGUGAGGCUGCUAUGGGAGGGGAGGAUGGAGAAUAGGAAGUGACAGACUUUGAUUGUCUUUGGACAGGCAGCCAUGGCCUCACGGCCCACUCGGGACCCCGCGGUCCCUGACUUAUUUUCGGAGCUGCCGCCCGCAGUUACAACUCCGGCCAACCAGAGUGGAGAGGCCUCAGCGGCCAAUGGGUCGGCGGCCAGCCCGGGCGCUCAGGCCGCCACGCCCUUCCAGAGCCUGCAGCUGGUGCACCAGCUCAAGGGGCUGAUCGUUCUGCUCUACAGCGUCGUGGUGGUCGUGGGGCUGGUGGGCAACUGCCUGCUGGUGCUGGUGAUCGCACGGGUGCGCCGGCUGCACAACGUGACCAACUUCCUCAUCGGCAACCUGGCCUUGUCCGAUGUGCUCAUGUGCGCCGCCUGCGUGCCGCUCACCCUGGCCUACGCCUUCGAGCCGCGCGGCUGGGUGUUCGGCGGCGGCCUGUGCCACCUGGUCUUCUUCCUGCAGCCGGUCACCGUCUAUGUGUCGGUGUUCACUCUCACCACCAUCGCGGUGGACCGUUACGUCGUGCUGGUGCACCCGCUGCGCAGGCGCAUCUCGCUGCGCCUCAGCGCUUACGCCGUACUGGCCAUCUGGGCGCUGUCCGCGGUGCUGGCGCUGCCCGCGGCCGUGCACACCUACCACGUCGAGCUCAAGCCACACGACGUGCGCCUCUGUGAGGAGUUCUGGGGCUCCCAGGAACGCCAGCGCCAGCUCUACGCCUGGGGACUGCUGCUCGUCACCUACCUGCUCCCCCUGCUGGUCAUCCUCUUGUCUUAUGUCCGGGUGUCGGUGAAGCUUAGAAACCGCGUGGUGCCGGGCUGCGUGACCCAGAGCCAGGCCGACUGGGAUCGCGCGCGGCGCCGCCGCACUUUCUGCUUGCUGGUGGUGGUGGUGGUGGUGUUCGCGGUCUGCUGGCUGCCGCUGCACAUCUUCAACCUGCUGCGAGACCUCGACCCGCGCGCCAUCGACCCCUACGCCUUCGGGCUGGUGCAGCUGCUCUGUCACUGGCUCGCCAUGAGUUCAGCCUGCUACAACCCAUUCAUCUAUGCCUGGCUGCACGACAGCUUCCGCGAGGAGCUGAGAAAGCUGUUGCUGGCCUGGCCUCGCAAGAUUGCGCCACAUGGCCAGAGCAUGACCGUCAGCGUGGUCAUUUGAUGCCACUGUGCCAAGUCUUGGCUGGGGCGUUCCAUCUCCACUGGCUUCCGAGGAUGCCAGCUGAGGUGGGACUGGAGCGCCAGAGCUGAGCUCACACAGGGCAAAAUUUCCAGCCCAGUCCACUUGUCCAUCCGCCUGUUUUGUGCUUGUGUCUUUGUAAAACGUUAA